This is a messenger RNA of Rhagoletis zephyria (snowberry fruit fly), 789 nucleotides long. RefSeq names its product RING-H2 finger protein ATL51-like. Lineage: Eukaryota; Metazoa; Arthropoda; Insecta; Diptera; Tephritidae. The record is from RefSeq and is a predicted model, not a curated record. Gene Ontology annotation, biological process: protein ubiquitination. Gene Ontology annotation, molecular function: ubiquitin protein ligase activity.
AUGGCCGUGUUUCGAAGUCAAGAAAACAUUGCAGAACUUUCGGCAGUUGCAACAGAAGGAUCUUGUGCAAUAUGCACGCAACCUCUAGAAAGCAACCAAGAAUGUCUUUUGACAAGUUGUAAUCAUGUUUACCAUUGCAAUUGCAUAAAGACAUGGUUAACCAACUCCUCGGAAUGUCCUUGUUGUAGACAAUUAUGCCACCUUCGCGAUUUACAACCAAUUACUAUUCAUGUUGCGUCUAACGGCGACAGCAACAAUCGCUCAAAAAAUUCUAAUAACAACAAUUCCACUCGCCCGAAGGAGAAAAAGCGUUAUCAUACUCGCUCCCAAAGACAGCUUAAUGCUGACGUAACUCAAGCUCCAUCUAAAAAUGACCAAGCAGGCGUUGCUACAAACUUAACAUUACCACUGCUCCAACUCGGAGAUACACCAGGCCCACCUACUCAUAAUACCCGGAAUAACAAUCAAAAUCGUAGUAAUACUUUUGGCAGGUCAAAUCCAAAUUCUCAUCAAAAUAAUCCCAAUUGUUUAAAUAAUGUGAAUAUUGAACAAAUUAUAGAAGCUAGUAUUAGUAUUAAUUUAAAUAUACAAUCUACUGCGGCUGCAGCACGUAGAGCUGAACCUGAACCAGUAAUUCAUGAACGCAUCAAUGUAAACAACGGAAAUAAUCGUCACUUUGGGCCAAGUCAAUCACAAAAUUUUCUAAAUAAUCCACAAAAAGUAACAUUGGCAAUUCAAAAUUGGAAUGUGAAAUUCGAUGGAUCGUCAACUGGAUUAAAUUGUGAAUAA